Lacerta agilis (Sand lizard) is the source of this 2203-nucleotide messenger RNA. It is a transcript of the gene NOA1, whose product is annotated as nitric oxide associated 1. Lineage: Eukaryota; Metazoa; Chordata; Lepidosauria; Squamata; Lacertidae. The transcript is spliced from 7 exons. The record is from RefSeq and is a predicted model, not a curated record. Bases 16 to 2130 code for a protein of 704 amino acids. Gene Ontology annotation, molecular function: GTP binding.
UCCAUUGAACGGGCGAUGAACGGCUUGAGGCGGGCCGCGCUGCUGGCUUUCCCUCAGCUUUGGCGGCGGCCUCCAUGGGGCGGCGGAGGAGCGCUGCGUUGUCGCGCCGCGACCCGCGGCUUCCCCGCCUACCCGAGCUCGGAGGAGCCCCACAGGCGCAGUGGAGCGGUGGUGGCGGCGGCGGCGGCCGCUCAGCAUGAGGAGCAGGAAGAGCAGUUCGUCUUUCUCGAGUACGUCCCUGAGGAAGAGCCGCGGCUGCCGAAGGCGGGAAACUCGCAGCGGGAGCCUGAGGGGAGCCCGGAGCCGGAACAGCCUGAGAGCGGCGACGCAAGCCGGCCGCCUCUGUCGCGCCGUACGAAGCCGUCCCGGGAGGCCCACCGGCCCAGGGGCCAUCCGGACCCUUCCGUGCCGUUGAGCGGAGUGAGCUGCUCGGGCUGCGGUGCGGAGCUGCAUUGCCGGGACCCCGCGGUGCCCGGGUACCUUCCCAGUGAGAAAUACCAGAGCCUGCUGCGAGAAGAGGAAGAGGGCGGGGAAGGGAAGGAUGGGCAAGGGGCGACCCACCGACAGCAGGGGCUGGAGGGAGCUGUGUGCCAGCGCUGCUGGAUGCUGGUGCAUCACCAGCAGGCGCUGCAGGUGCAGAUGCCCCGGGAGGAGUACCGCCGCGUGGUGAGCGCAGCCCUGCGCAGCCCUCCUCGCCACGGCCGCCCACCUCUGGUGCUCUGCAUGGUGGAUGUGCUGGACCUGCCCGACUCCAUCCUGCCUGACUUGCCCGAGCUGGUGGGCAGCCAGGCGCACCUCUUCGUACUAGGGAACAAGGUGGACCUGUUGCCCGGCGACUCGCCCCGGUACCUGAGCCGUCUCCGAGAGCGCCUGCUGGAGAUCUGCGCUGGCGCUGGUCUCGUGGACCUGGGGAAGCCCAGCCCGACGACGACGCAGAAACAGCAGCGUGUGGUUGAUGUGCACCUCAUUAGUGCCAAGACCGGCUAUGGGGUGGAAGAACUGAUCUCCAAGUUGCAGCGCUCCUGGAAGUUCAACGGGGAUGUGUACCUGGUGGGAGGCACGAAUACUGGGAAGUCUACCCUCUUCAAUGCCCUUCUGCACUCGGAUUACUGCAAGUCUAGAGCCUCUGAUGUGAUCAAUAGGGCAACAAUAUCCCCUUGGCCAGGAACAACCUUGAAUCUCCUGAAAUUUCCAAUUAUUAAUCCUACACCUUACAGAAUAUUCAGGAGGGAAGCAAGACUAAAGGCAGAUGCAGAGAAAUUGGAAGAAGACCUCAGUGAAGAUGAGCAAAAGCAGCUUGCGAUCCUCAAAAAGCAAGGCUACUUAAUAGGAAGAAUUGGGAGAACAUUUCAAAUACCAAAAAAGCUGAAAAAAAAUUGUGAAAUUGAGUUUGAUGCUGAAGCAUUGUCUUUUGGUAUGGAGGAAGAACCUUCUGUUCCACCUGUAACUGCUACUGAGAAAGUUGAACUCACAUACAAUGAAGUGAAAGAUGCUCGCUGGUUUUAUGACACUCCAGGGAUUGUUAAAGAUGGUUGUGUUUUAAACUUGCUAAAGGAGAAAGAAGUCAAGCUGGUCUUGCCAACCUAUGCAAUUGUUCCAAGGUCCUUUGUGCUUAAGCCUGGGAUGACGUUGUUUCUAGGUGCUUUGGGACGCAUAGAUUAUUUGCAGGGAGACCAGUCCUGCUGGUUUUCUGUUGUGGCCUCUAAUUUGUUGCCUGUGCACAUCACUACAGUAGAAAAAGCAGAUGCUGUCUAUCAAAAACAUGCAGGUCAAACAUUACUGAAGGUUCCUAUGGGAGGUGAAGAACGAAUGAAAGAAUUCCCGCCACUUGUCCAUCAGGAUGUGAUGUUGGAAGGGCUUGGCAGUACUGAGGCAGUGGCUGAUAUAAAGCUUUCAUCUGCUGGCUGGGUUGCAGUAACAGCUCAUCUGAAUGACAAAGUACAUCUCAAAUGCUAUACUCCUGAAGGGACAGCACUGACAGUACGUAAACCACCUCUGUUGCCAUACAUUGUUCACAUCAAAGGACGUCGUCUGCAACGAAGUGCAGCAUAUGAGACUAAAAGACCACCUCCCCUUGUGGCGAAUUUAAAGAGAGAUGUAAAUAAGAAAACAAGGAUGGGAAAAAUCUAAGAAACUGUAGAUAAUGAAAUCGCCCAACAGGUCAUUUACCCGAGGAUGACACAGUGCUAUUUGCAUUGAACAU